AGCUUCGGUUGCGGGUUGCGGGUUGCCGGUCUGCCCCAGGGUUUUAAUUGAUUUUCUGUAGUUUGUUCAAGUUUUCAAGAAACCCCUUUUUUCUAAUGUUUGGCCUGCGGGAACUGCGAAACUUUUGAUUUAUGUGAGCAAAUUUCGAGCACUUCGGGCCGCCCACGGUGGCGUAUGCGUAAUUACGGCCUUUUGGGUGGCAAAAGUUUUUCCGGGCCAGCUCUGGUAGCAGCUUUGCUAAUUAAUUGCGCUUCGGCGCAGCUGCCGAAAGGUGAAAGAAUUGCCCACAGAAAGGUGCAAAUGAUACAAGUGGUUGCCCCAUCAGGCACACACUGGCACACACACACCCACGCAUGUAUAAUAUAUACAAGUGUGUGCGCGCCUGUGUACGUGAUGGGAAUGUCAAAAGCAGGAUGAGGCCUCGAACCGAUGACACGCCCACUCAGCAAGGGAAAUAAAACAGUUUGGCACCAUUUUUCACAGGCAAAACUAAGCACGAGACGUUGUGGCGUACCCUCCCCUCUCUCCUUCUCUCUCUACGAGUAUGUGUGUGUGUCUGUGCAGUUGAAACUUGAACGACGAGGAUGCUCCAAUUGUGCACCAUCUACGCCUGCGCCAACGGAACGCUGGGCCUGAACUUGAGUCGUGCCCCCUGGGACCCGUAUCCGUGGGUCAGCGGGGUGCAGGAGAAAUCAAAUGCGGCGCGCGGCGGUGUCCGUCUUGGCGAUACUCUGCUGGAGCUGAAUGGAGUGGACAUACUCGGCCUGCGGAUCAGUGAGCUGGCCAAUCGCCUGGCAGAGCACUGGCAGAGUGGGGCCGAGUGUGUGACCAUGAUGGUGUGGCGCCAGCAGGCGGCCCUCACAUCGUCCGAGGAUGCCGAGGAGGCAUCCCAUGCUGUGCAGCAUGGAAUUAAUCAACAAUCGCUGCAAAAGUUUGCAACAUGCCUUCAACAUAUUUCCCAAUUACUGGAGUGUCCUGUGUGCCUUGAGGUCAUCAAACCACCUGGAUGGCAGUGCUGCAACGGACACGUGCUCUGCAAUAAUUGCCGCAGCCGGUCCGUGAAGUGUCCGGUGUGUCGUGUGCCACUGGGGCCCAGGGGCCGCUGCCUGCUGUCGGAUAAAUUAUUCACCCUGCUGGCGGAGAACUUUCCCUGCGAUGGCGGAAAAGCAAAAGCCAACAAGGUGACUGCGGACCAGGACCAGGACCAGGACCCAGACCCGGACCCGGAGGGCCAGCGAAAACCGAGCAGCGUCAACAAGUGCACAAAUGAAUAUCAUAAUCAACCAAAAAUGGCGCUGGCCAAGUCGAACUCUGGCAAGAAGUGCGGCAAACAAAUCUCCAGGCAACUGCAGCUGGACGCAGUGGCAGUUGUGGUUCUGAAUGGGACAGACAGCGGAGCAGGUGGGUGUGAUGGGGGCGGCGACUCCCCGUUGCAGCAGCACCGGCAAAUGCCAAAGGGAAAUGAGGCAAAUGCUCGAAUUCGAAAUAAUGUCGCCGACAACAACCGCAACAGCAGCAGGGACGAGAGCAGCAGCCAGGGCCAGGAUGAGAACAAGAAGGUCCUGCAACGUUGCACACUGAUAAAAGUGCAGCACCAGGAGACUCGUUUCAACGAGGCGGAGCAGAAGAAGCAGCUCCUCGAGCUCGAGAGCAACAAUAUGCUCGUUAAACCAAAGUUAAAGUUGAGUAAGAAAAGUUGGCGGCUUACAGGCAAAGAUCAAGACGGAUUGCGCAGUGAUGAAGUUGCAAACAUAAAUACUGGGCAGCACCAGGAGCCGGAGCAGGAGCAGGAGCAGGAGCAGGAGCAGGUGAUGCAGUCAGCUGGAGGCGGCAAAGGCCAGCUGCUAUUUCAAAAUUAUCAUUGCCCCACUGGGAAAUCAUGUAUCUCCAGCUGCAACAGCAUCAGGAGCAGCAGCGCGGCGCUGAAACUUUCCCAGCCAGCGGGACAGCCCAAAUUGUCAACCGUCAAAGAUGGGGCCAGCAGCGCAGAGGCGGCGGCCACUCCUGCGGCAGCCGAAAUUGCAGCGGCCACCUUAUCAGUGGGGAGCCAUAAACAGGCGCCAGCAUCUGAAGUAAAUCAGGCAACGUCAUCCCUAGUUUCGGGGUCGACGGCUGCGUCAUCAAUAAAGUCCUGCGAGUGGCAGCUCCUGAGGCAUCUUAGCAGCGAGCACCGCCUGGCCGUGCUGCAGUCCUACGGCACGUUCGGGGAGCGGCUGCACGUCCAGCUGCCGUCCCAGCAGGCGGUGGCAUGCCUCAGUCUGAGCGAGGAUGUCAGCCCGGGCCACGAGAAUGUCAGAGUGCACACAUUUUUCCUGGCUGUCAUACCGAUCGGCACAGGGCAGGGGCAUGCCGCCUUCCUCUGGCACCUGGACCGGCCACAGGAGGAGCCACAGCCCCACUUUGAGACUGUCAUCGAGACACAGUGCGGGCGUGUCAAGUGGUUCGGUCCAGCCCAGUCACUCAGCCGCAGUUGGCCGGAGAUUGCUGCAUCUGGGCAUUUCCUCACCUGCCCCAGCCUGGAGAAGAACGCCUGCGCAGCCUUUGAUAUCACAGUGAAAGCAAAGUCCUUCCGGAGUCGCCAGACUUCUUGCCAGAAUCCUUAACCAUUUAGCCUUAGACUAAGCCCACUUAGUGAUUAGUUUAGCUUAGUGAUUAGUGAAGACUGCAAAUGAAUUUUCCCCUAUAGAAUCUGUGUACUUUACUACCAAUUUUCAUGGCACUCCCAAAGUAGUUCAGAAAUAAAAUAAAAACCCAAAUGCAAAUACAAAUGGAGCGUGGAAUCAAAGUCUCUUGACGAGCCUUGACGGCUGUAUGCUUUGUAAAUUAUAUUUGCAUUUUUUUUGGUGCCAAUGCUCGUGUUCGUGUAUUUAUUCGAAAAAAUGCCAAACGCAAUUUGGAAAUGUG
Messenger RNA from Drosophila miranda, 2904 nucleotides. RefSeq lists its product as uncharacterized. Lineage: Eukaryota; Metazoa; Arthropoda; Insecta; Diptera; Drosophilidae. Gene Ontology annotation, molecular function: ubiquitin protein ligase activity; protein binding. The transcript is spliced from 5 exons. The coding region runs from base 585 to 2603 and encodes 672 amino acids. Gene Ontology annotation, cellular component: cytoplasm. The record is from RefSeq and is a predicted model, not a curated record.